AUGGACAGUUCGCUCAGCUCAGUCCUCCGACCUUUUCUCUCCGGGGACCUCGGCUCCGAAGCAAAAAUCACCAUCACCGAGCUUGACGCGACCACCUUCUACAACCCGUCCCUCUUCAUCGUCGUCUUUGCCGGCUUCCUCCUACUCCUGCUUCUGACCUUCAUCGCCUUCGCCUUCUGCGCGAAGAGAGAUCGUCGCAUGAAGUGGCUCAAGGCCGCCGAAGCCCGGGCCAAAUGGGGCGUCUAG
Molecule: messenger RNA, 246 nt
Organism: Clonostachys rhizophaga
Lineage: Eukaryota; Fungi; Ascomycota; Sordariomycetes; Hypocreales; Bionectriaceae
Source: the annotation of a GenBank genome assembly